Mus musculus (house mouse) is the source of this 6247-nucleotide messenger RNA. RefSeq names its product A kinase anchor protein 12 (gene Akap12). Gene Ontology annotation, biological process: regulation of protein kinase C signaling; cAMP/PKA signal transduction. The record is from RefSeq and is marked validated. The coding region runs from base 191 to 5245 and encodes 1684 amino acids. The transcript has 4 exons. Gene Ontology annotation, cellular component: cytoskeleton; membrane. Gene Ontology annotation, molecular function: calmodulin binding; protein kinase A binding. NCBI's taxonomy places the organism in Eukaryota, Metazoa, Chordata, Mammalia, Rodentia, Muridae.
CUUUUAAGGAGUUUGCCACGAGCGCGUCCCCUUCAUUCUCAGUCCGGGUGUGUUCUCAGCAGGAUCGUGGAGAGCGGGUGCUCCUCACCCCUUAGUCCCUGUGGUCCUGGGCGCACAUCUCCUCGCCCCUCUGCUUCUCCGCGGUCCCAGGAAGACGGCUAGCCGGCGAGAGUAGGAAAGCCACUGAGCCAUGGGUGCAGGCAGUUCCACCGAGCAGCGGAGCCCCGAGCAGCCGGCGGAGAGCGACACGCCGAGCGAGCUGGAGCUCAGUGGCCAUGGGCCCGCAGCGGAAGCGUCGGGAGCAGCUGGAGAUCCCGCUGACGCGGACCCCGCCACCAAGCUCCCACAGAAGAAUGGUCAGCUGUCUGCCGUCAAUGGUGUAGCUGAACAAGAAGAUGUCCACGUCCAAGAGGAAAGCCAGGAUGGGCAAGAGGAAGAAGUCACUGUUGAAGAUGUUGGACAGAGAGAGUCAGAAGAUGUGAAAGAAAAAGACCGAGCUAAAGAAAUGGCAGCCAGUUCCACAGUUGUUGAAGAUAUCACAAAGGACGAGCAGGAGGAAACACCGGAAAUAAUCGAACAGAUCCCUGCUUCAGAGAGCAAUGUGGAAGAAAUGGCGCAGGCUGCUGAGUCCCAAGCUAAUGACGUCGGCUUCAAGAAGGUAUUUAAAUUUGUUGGUUUUAAAUUCACGGUGAAGAAGGAUAAAAACGAAAAGUCAGAUACCGUCCAGCUACUCACUGUCAAGAAGGAUGAAGGCGAAGGGGCAGAAGCCUCCGUCGGAGCAGGAGACCACCAAGAGCCCGGAGUGGAGACCGUCGGCGAAUCAGCAUCCAAAGAAAGUGAGCUGAAGCAAUCCACAGAGAAGCAAGAAGGCACCCUGAAGCAAGCACAGAGCAGCACAGAAAUUCCCCUUCAAGCCGAAUCUGGUCAAGGGACCGAGGAAGAAGCAGCCAAAGAUGGAGAAGAAAACCGAGAGAAAGAACCUACCAAGCCCCUAGAAUCUCCGACCAGCCCUGUCAGCAAUGAGACAACAUCUUCCUUCAAGAAAUUCUUCACUCACGGCUGGGCCGGCUGGCGCAAGAAGACCAGCUUCAAGAAACCAAAGGAAGAUGAUCUGGAAACUUCCGAGAAGAGAAAGGAGCAAGAGGCUGAAAAAGUAGACGAGGAAGAAGGGGAAAAGACAGAGCCAGCCCCAGCCGAGGAGCAGGAGCCUGCAGAAGGCACAGACCAGGCCAGGUUGUCAGCCGACUAUGAGAAGGUGGAGUUGCCUUUGGAAGACCAGGUCGGUGACCUGGAGGCAUUGUCGGAGAAGUGUGCUCCUUUGGCAACGGAAGUGUUUGAUGAGAAGACGGAAGCCCACCAAGAAGUUGUUGCAGAGGUCCACGUGAGCACCGUGGAGAAGAUGACGAAAGGGCAAGGAGGAGCAGAGGUGGAAGGGGAUGUGGUGGUGGAAGGAUCGGGAGAAUCCUUGCCCCCUGAGAAACUGGCUGAGACCCAGGAGGUCCCCCAGGAAGCUGAGCCUGUGGAGGAGCUGAUGAAGACCAAAGAAGUAUGCGUCUCUGGGGGUGACCAUACUCAGCUGACAGAUCUAAGUCCUGAAGAGAAGAUGCUACCCAAACACCCCGAAGGCAUUGUCAGUGAGGUGGAGAUGCUGUCCUCUCAGGAGAGAAUCAAGGUACAGGGAAGUCCCCUGAAGAAGCUCUUCAGCAGUUCGGGCUUAAAGAAGCUCUCCGGGAAGAAGCAGAAGGGGAAGAGAGGAGGAGGCGGGGGAGAUGAAGAGCCAGGAGAAUACCAACACAUUCAAACCGAGUCCCCAGAGAGUGCUGACGAGCAGAAGGGAGAGAGCUCUGCCUCUUCCCCUGAAGAGCCCGAGGAGAUCGCGUGUCUGGAGAAGGGGCCAUCGGAAGCACCCCAGGAAGCGGAAGCUGAGGAAGGAGCGACUUCCGACGGAGAGAAGAAAAGGGAAGGGAUCACCCCCUGGGCAUCCUUCAAAAAGAUGGUGACACCCAAGAAACGGGUCCGAAGACCUUCUGAGAGCGACAAGGAAGAAGAGCUGGAUAAGGUCAAGAGUGCCACCUUGUCCUCCACGGAGAGCACGGCGUCUGGAAUGCAGGAUGAGGUCAGAGCGGUUGGCGAGGAGCAAAGGUCAGAGGAGCCAAAGCGCAGGGUGGAUACUUCAGUGUCUUGGGAGGCGUUGAUUUGUGUCGGAUCGUCCAAGAAGAGAGCGAGGAAGGCAUCCUCUUCAGAUGAUGAAGGAGGGCCAAGAACACUGGGAGGGGAUGGCCACAGAGCGGAGGAGGCUAGCAAAGACAAAGAAGCAGAUGCUCUUCCUGCCAGCACCCAGGAACAAGACCAAGCGCACGGAAGUUCCUCACCCGAGCCAGCUGGAAGCCCUUCUGAAGGGGAGGGCGUCUCCACCUGGGAGUCAUUUAAGAGAUUAGUCACUCCACGAAAAAAAUCCAAGUCAAAACUGGAAGAGAGAGCCGAAGACUCCGGUGCAGAGCAGUUGGCCUCCGAGAUCGAACCAAGUAGAGAGGAAUCUUGGGUUUCCAUUAAGAAAUUUAUUCCUGGACGGCGGAAGAAAAGGGCAGAUGGGAAGCAAGAACAGGCCGCCGUUGAAGACUCGGGGCCAGGAGAGAUCAAUGAGGACGACCCCGACGUCCCAGCUGUUGUGCCUCUGUCUGAGUACGAUGCGGUAGAGAGAGAGAAGCUGGAAGCGCAGCGAGCUCAGGAGAACGUGGAGCUGCCCCAGCUGAAGGGGGCUGUGUAUGUGUCUGAGGAGCUUAGUAAGACUCUGGUUCACACCGUGAGUGUCGCGGUCAUUGAUGGGACCAGGGCAGUCACCAGUGCCGAAGAGCGGUCCCCUUCGUGGAUAUCUGCUUCCAUGACAGAACCUCUUGAGCACGCAGAGGGAGUGGCCACACCGCCUGUUGGAGAGGUCACUGAAAAAGACAUCACUGCAGAAGCAACUCCUGCACUCGCCCAGACUUUACCAGGGGGCAAAGAUGCCCAUGACGACAUAGUCACCAGUGAAGUGGAUUUUACCUCAGAAGCAGUGACAGCCGCAGAAACCACAGAGGCGCUCCGCGCUGAAGAACUUACCGAAGCAUCAGGGGCAGAAGAGACCACAGACAUGGUGUCUGCAGUUUCCCAGCUGUCCGACUCCCCGGACACCACAGAGGAAGCCACCCCAGUUCAGGAGGUAGAGGGUGGCAUGCUAGAUACGGAAGAACAGGAGCGCCAGACGCAGGCCGUCCUCCAAGCCGUUGCAGACAAAGUGAAAGAGGACUCCCAGGUGCCUGCAACCCAGACUCUGCAGAGAGCAGGGCCGAAAGCACUGGAGAAGGUGGAGGAGGUAGAGGAGGACUCCGAGGUGCUGGCUACCGAGAAAGAGAAGGAUGUUGUGCCGGAAGGACCCGUGCAGGAAGCUGAAACUGAGCAUCUUGCACAGGGCUCCGAGACUGUACAGGCUACCCCAGAGAGCCUUGAAGUUCCUGAAGUCACAGAGGAUGUAGACCGUGCCACCACAUGCCAGGUUAUCAAGCACCAGCAGCUGAUGGAACAGGCUGUGGCCCCUGAGUCAUCUGAAACCUUGACAGACAGUGAGACAAAUGGAAGUACUCCCCUCGCAGAUUCAGACACUCCAAACGGGACACAGCAAGACGAGACCGUUGACAGCCAGGACAGUAAUGCCAUUGCCGCCGUCAAGCAGUCACAGGUCACUGAAGAGGAGGCAGCUGCUGCUCAGACGGAGGGGCCUUCAACACCAUCUAGUUUUCCAGCCCAGGAAGAACACAGGGAAAAACCAGGAAGGGAUGUUCUAGAACCCACACAAGCGCUGGCUGCCGGGGCAGUGCCUAUUCUGGCAAAGGCUGAGGUGGGUCAAGAGGGUGAGGCUGGCCAGUUUGAUGGAGAAAAAGUCAAAGACGGACAGUGUGUUAAAGAACUGGAGGUGCCUGUGCACACUGGACCCAACAGUCAAAAGACUGCUGACUUGACACGUGACAGUGAAGUAAUGGAAGUGGCCAGAUGUCAGGAAACUGAGAGUAAUGAAGAACAGAGUAUUAGCCCGGAGAAAAGAGAGAUGGGAACCGACGUUGAAAAGGAGGAAACAGAGACCAAGACAGAGCAAGCCAGUGAAGAACAUGAGCAGGAAACAGCUGCUCCUGAGCAUGAAGGAACCCACCCUAAGCCAGUCCUGACAGCUGACAUGCCUCACUCAGAGAGGGGAAAGGCACUGGGCAGCCUUGAAGGAAGCCCUUCUCUCCCAGACCAAGACAAAGCAGAUUGCAUAGAGGUUCAAGUUCAAAGCUCAGACACACCAGUCACUCAAACAACCGAAGCUGUGAAAAAGGUCGAAGAAACUGUGGCAACUUCAGAGAUGGAUGAAAGUUUGGAGUGUGCAGGUGCGCAAUCAUUACCAGCUGAGAAGCUCUCCGAAACCGGUGGCUACGGGACUCUUCAGCAUGGAGAGGACACCGUGCCCCAGGGGCCUGAGUCUCAGGCAGAGUCCAUCCCAAUAAUAGUAACUCCUGCUCCUGAAAGCAUCCUACAUUCUGACCUUCAAAGAGAAGUGAGCGCAUCCCAGAAACAGAGAUCAGAUGAAGAUAACAAGCCAGAUGCUGGUCCUGAUGCUGCCGGCAAGGAGAGUGCAGCAAGAGAGAAAAUCCUCAGGGCUGAACCUGAGAUCUUGGAACUUGAGAGUAAGAGCAAUAAGAUUGUCCAGAGUGUCAUCCAGACAGCCGUCGACCAGUUUGCACGUACAGAAACAGCCCCCGAAACCCACGCUUCUGAUUUACAGAAUCAGGUUCCUGUGAUGCAGGCUGACAGCCAGGGAGCACAACAGAUGCUGGACAAAGAUGAAAGCGACCUUCAAGUCUCCCCCCAAGAUGGAACACUCAGUGCCGUAGCCCAGGAAGGACUUGCGGUUUCUGAUAGUUCUGAAGGCAUGAGCAAGGCUUCAGAAAUGAUCACCACGCUUGCAGUUGAAAGUGCCAGUGUCAAAGAAAGUGUUGAGAAGCUGCCUCUUCAGUGCAAAGAUGAAAAGGAACAUGCUGCUGACGGCCCCCAGCACCAAAGCUUAGCCAAGGCAGAGGCGGAUGCCUCUGGAAAUCUAACCAAAGAGUCCCCAGACACCAACGGACCAAAGCUAACCGAGGAAGGAGAUGCCCUGAAAGAAGAAAUGAACAAGGCCCAGACAGAAGAGGACGACCUACAGGAGCCAAAGGGAGACCUGACAGAAUCCUAAGACGUGAGUUGCUCAUUGUAAAACUAGAAUGUGAAGUGAAGUCACGGAACAAGAUGCUGCUGUUGGGACCUUGAGACCAAAAUUUCAGAGCCCUUGAGGUGCAGAGAGCAGAGCCGUCCAAUGAUUUCAACCCUGCAGAGCACCCCGACAAUCCUGAGGCUGCAUCGGGAGCUAGAGCCAGCUAACAUUUCCUCUUUUCAAGACUGCCCUUGAUUUGCCCCUUGGUGCCAUGUAUUUCAGAGUUAAGGUCCUGCUUUCUCCACCUGGAACCAAUGUCGGCAAUACCUAGUCCCACUUCUCAAACUGGAGCCUCCUCCUUUAUGUAUUUAUAUGUAUGUUUUAUGUAGUCCUCCUCCUGUACCUAUUGUAUAUUUUUUUUCUAAGGUUUAAGCACAUGCCUUUUGUAUUAUGCAGUAUAUAAUGGGUGUGCAGCCAUAGCGAAGCUUUGAGAAGCCCCAAGCCUCAACUGUAACCUGCAGCAAACAGAGAAAUAACAUUCCUGGCAGGAAGAUACAAGUCUUUUUAAAGUUUACUGAUGCUUAACUCUGUGGGCUCGUAGUCCUCUGAAAGUGGUUGUUUUCCUAUGCACAGUGAGCUCAGAAAUAAAAACUCCAUUUUGAGACAUUCAGAAUGUCCCAACAUUACGACAACAUUUUUUUUUUUUUUUUCUAAUCCAGUCCAGGUUGGAAAGAAGUCUCCUUAGUGUCAGAUUAAGCCCCAUCUCUUAACAAUAUGGACAGAUGAGUGUGCCAUGGCCAUGAGCUAUUUCCUAACGCAGAAGGAAUUUGUUGUUACUUUUUGGAUUGUACUCUUCUAGGCUGGACCGAAUUCAUAUGCAGAUUGAAGUGAGACCUGCUCUUUACAGAUGGUAUUUUGAUAGAUACUGGAGUUUGUCUGUAUUAUAUCUGUGCCCCUUCUUUUAAGAACAAUGUUACAUUAUGUUCCUUUGGAUAAAUUGUGAUUUGACAACUGAUUUCAAUAAAAAUAUUUGCUUCACUUAUA